Messenger RNA from Blastocystis hominis, 1086 nucleotides. RefSeq lists its product as hypothetical. Gene Ontology annotation, molecular function: mRNA binding. Gene Ontology annotation, biological process: transcription elongation by RNA polymerase II; regulation of DNA-templated transcription elongation; regulation of transcription by RNA polymerase II. Lineage: Eukaryota; Bigyra; Opalinata; Blastocystidae. The record is from RefSeq and is a predicted model, not a curated record. Gene Ontology annotation, cellular component: DSIF complex. Bases 1 to 1086 code for a protein of 361 amino acids. The transcript has 5 exons.
AUGCUCGCCGUGCUCUCCCUCACCAACAAAUACCUCUACUACGAAGAGCGUGUCUACGAAGGCCGCAGCUCCGUGAACGAGACGUACAUCUUCUCCACCUUCUGGCUGGGCGAAGAAGGCCUCAUCUACAUCGAAGCCUUCGACGAGACCAUGGUUCGCAAGGUCGUUAGCGGCAUGAACGUCUUCCUCUCCGCGCGGCGCAACGCUUUCCAGCUCAUCCCGAUCACCGAGCGCACCAAACUCAUCGACAAUCCGCGUCCCAACAAGCCCAUCCCGCUCAACGCUUUCGUCCGCGUCGGUAAAGGACUUUACCGCGGGGAUCUGGGACAAGUAGUGCGCCGAAUGGACGACACGGAGCAGGUCGUGCUGAAAUUGGUCCCGCGGAUUGACAUGAGCGAGUUCGAAGGAGGCUCGUACUCCGCGGCGUCCGUGCGGCCCGAGGCGAAGCUGUUCGACCCGAGCCGGUUCCCUGAGGGGCGUGUGUCACGUCGGAACAUCGCGAAGUUCGGCGGGCUGUUCUUCGAGUAUAAGGGGAAUUACUACCGCGACGGGCUGCUGUUUAAGGAGUUCGCGAUGAAGGACGUGAAGAAGGAGGACGUGAACGCGACGGAGGAGGAAAUGAAGGAAAUUAAAUCGGUGCGCACCAAUUCUGUGGUAUCGCAAACGGUUCAUUUUGAAGCAAUCGAUUCGUCACGGCGCUACUUUGUUCAAUGUGCGAUUAUCUCCAAUGGACAAGAGAUCGCAAAGACGGAUAUCACUUCCUUUAGCAAUGUUCCAAAGCGUGUUUCCUUUUUUUACAUCGCGGUAAAAGCGAUCAUUAUCAUUUUGCUCUGUCUCAUCACCGCUCUUCUCAUGUCUCUCACGUAUUUCCAUCGUCGUCAUACCACUCUAUAUGACAAUGAUGAGUCGGAGAAAGUCGCUUUGCUGCGCAGAAAACCCAGAUUUCCGCCCACGCCACGUACGUUCUGCCAGGAUUUCGAAGCGGGGGAAAGAGUGAAAGGCAGCAAGGAGCUUCUUCGGUAUCAUCAAAACGAUACGAAGGAGGAAAAGAGCGAUGAGAAGAAUGAAGGGAAUGGGAUGGAGUAG